UAGACAUAUUAUAUAUCAUAACCCGGGCUUGACUCGGGUUAAUAGUGAACCUUUUAUUAUGUGCCAGCCACACGCCUAUUUUACAGUUGAGUGAUUUUUUGUAUGUCCAGGUAGUAUAUAAGGCCAGGUGACCUGAGUAGUAUCCUCUUUUAUUUCAAGGCCGCACGCAUUUAAGUACGUAUCAAGCAGACCCUGUUUGAUCGAUACACGUGUCUAUACUAUAGAUUUUCAAAUGGCAAGGUCUCGUAGACCAUCUUCUUCAGAAUCUGAAGAUGAAAGAAACUAUGAGGAGAUUAUGAAGCUUUUUGCUUCCGAGGAUGAGUUUGACGCAAGUUUCUCCGGGUUUUCUGAAAAUAUAAGUGUGAAUCUCGCUUCAAAUACACCGGAGUGCAUUCAGGUUUUAGAUAAACCGGAUAUAGAUUCUAUUUCACAAACUGUGAGUACAAACGUAAAAACUAAUAAGAAAACAGUGGUUGUGCCUACAGAAAAAGGACCUGGAAAAGGUCCAGGCAAAAAUAAGAAAGGCAAAGCACCUUUGAAAAGAAGUAUUCAAAUUACGCAGGACGAACCGUCCGCUAGCUGUAGUAAGCCAAAGGCUCCCAGAAAAACUUCUAAAAGUAAACAAGCUCAAGCCGAGCAAAAUGAGUUACUGAAACAAUUAUUUGCUGACUUAUCUAGUAAUAUUGUGUCUGCAAUAAAUGUCAAUAGUAGUGGUACUGCAGGUCCAAGUAGUGACUCCCAUAGUUUUAUACAGGAACUUGAAGAUAAUGACAUUAAUGAGGUCGAAAAUGACCAAAAUGUUUUCAAUUUGUUUGAAACUGAUGAUUUGUCUGAACAUGAGAGUAAUGUUGAUCCCACACAACUUGUCGUUGAAAGUGAAGACGAGGAGUUUGAUUAUGAAAUGCCAAAAAUUUUUGAGGACGAUGAACGGUUUGAUUCUGAGGUCAGCCCUUCGAUAGCAUCAGUCAUAGAAAAAAUUUGUAAGAAAAAGUCGGAUGUUACAUCUUUGACUAAGGAUAGCAAGAUACCUAGCAAUUGUAAAGCUUUAGUACCACCACCUGUCAACCCAGAAAUUUGGCAAUUUUUAGCCCGUAGAGCUAAGACUGAGGAUUUGAUUUCUCAGAAUAUUCAAAAGCUAACAGGGGCAGGCAUGGUCCCUUUGAUUAAGGUGGCGGAAUUAUUACGAGGGAAAAAUCCUUGUAUUAAGACAAUGAGAGAGUUAAUUUCAAGAGCUAUUUCUAUACAGUGUAAUUUGCAUUUUGAGCUAUCUAUUAAAAGGAGAAUGAAUUUGAAGCCUCAUAUUGAACGUAAAUUCCAUCAAUUGUGUAACAGAAAUGAGGUCGUGGGUGAAAAACUCUUUGGAGAUGAUAUUAGUAAAAGACUUCGGGAGAUUAAUGAUGCACAAAAGAUAAACAAAACUUUCAGUUCAAAAAACUACAGAGGCCGAUCCUAUCGGCGAGGGUACCGGUUUGGUAUGUCAAACCCAAGAGGCAAUUUCAGAGGGCAGAGCCGCUACCCAAGAGGGUCAUACAGGCAACCCAUGAUGAAUUCUCAAUACAGAAGAAAAAAUUGAAGUCAGUUGCCAAGAGUCCUACAGAAAAUAGAAGAGGACAAGCUAGUGGUUUACAGGAACUGUAUGGUGGACCAGGAGGAUCAGCUAUGGUUUUUCUACGUACAUGUUAUGAUGUAUCUAGCAUUUCUGCGAGAUGAAUGGUUUUUGGACAUUCCAUUUGGUUUUUUGCAACAGGAGUUUGCUGACAUUUGGAGUUGAAUCGAACAGUUUUAGUCAAUAGCAUUAAAUUUCGAGAACGUUUGAGAAGAAGCAUAGAGAAAAUGUGAUAAUUUAAGAAUAAUGAGAAAACAACAGUGUUAUUUUGUUAUAUUUGUUACAUGUGAGAGGCAUUUUAAAGUGAACUUUAUAGAGUAUUAAUUGUUUUCUGAAGAUUGUAACAGAUUUUUGUUUUUGAACAUAAUAAAAGUUAUUAUGAA
Messenger RNA from Mytilus californianus (California mussel), 1989 nucleotides. RefSeq lists its product as uncharacterized. The record is from RefSeq and is a predicted model, not a curated record. The transcript is spliced from 3 exons. Bases 233 to 1573 code for a protein of 446 amino acids. Lineage: Eukaryota; Metazoa; Mollusca; Bivalvia; Mytilida; Mytilidae.